CCGUGACUGCUAUCCUUCAAAUAAGGCAGCCGCUUCCCUCAUAACCUCUCUUGUACCAACCACCUGAACAUAGAAGGGGAUUUCAGCACAUAACGAAAGGUUUUAUCUUUCAUACCCUUCAUUUUAUAACUGAUAUCCUUCGUUUGUCGAUACACUCUCUUUUAGAAAAAAAAACCACGACAUUCGUUUUUGUAUAUUUUUAAUCGGCUUACAAUAUGCGUUUCUUUGAAACAGUGACUGCUGCACUCUUCCUUACAGGUGCUUUUGCGGCACCUUUCCGCCAUCCUCAUCAUUUGCAUCACAAGCGUGACGCCCCUGCGGUUACUUCUCAGGUCGUCGCUUAUACCACUGUGGUCGUUGGUGGUUCCUCAAGUGGUAGCCCCAUUUCCUCUUCUUCUACUGUUACCCCUACUAGCUCUAGCGCUCCUACUGGCCCUAGCAGUUCUUCCUCUUCUUACGCUAGUAGCUCUUCUACAACCUCUUCUUCCGCUGCUGCCCCCUCUAGCACUGGUGGCACCUCAAGCUUCACUGACGGUGUUUAUGACUGCUCCAGCUUCCCUUCUGAUCAAGAAGGUAUUGUUGCUCUUGAUUACCUCGGCCUUGGUGGAUAUACUGGUAUUCAAAUCGGAAACGGUGCUGGCUCUUCUUGUACCGAAGGUGCUUACUGCUCUUAUGCUUGCAAGCCCGGUAUGAUGAAGACUCAAUGGCCCUCUGAGCAACCUAGUGAUGGUGAAACCCGUGGUGGUUUGGUCUGCAAAAACGGUAAGCUUCACCGUACAAACACUGAUAAAGAGAACCUUUGUGAACAAGGUCUUGGAUCCGCUUCUGUUGAAAACAAGCUUGGUCAAGGAGUUGCCAUAUGCCAAACCGACUACCCUGGUAGUGAGAACAUGGUAAUUCCCACAUUUGUUGAAGGUGGAAAUAGCUCUCCUUUGACUGUAACUGAUAACAACAGCUACUUCCACUGGCGCGGAAUGGGCACUUCUGCUCAAUUUUAUGUUAACAAGGCUGGUUACUCUGCUGAAAAGGGUUGCCAAUGGGGUACUCAAAAUGACGAUUUUGGUAACUGGGCACCUCUUGUUUUUGGUGCUGGUAUGACUGAUGGAAUUACUUGGUUGUCUAUUUUCCAAAACCCCCUGACCACACAAAAGGCCAACUAUAACGUUAAGAUUGUUGGUGAGAAUGGCUCUAACGUUAGUGGUGACUGUACUUUUGAGAACGGUUCUUUUACUAGCGGCUCUAAUGGUUGCACUGUCGGUGUCACAUCUGGUUCUGCCAAGUUUGUCUUUUACUAAGUUAGUGAAAACGAUUAUGACAAAUCCACACCAUUUUAGAAACUAGAGAAGUGUGCAACAAGCGACGUUGCGCAUGUUUAAUAAUCUGACGUUCUACCAUAAUAAUAUUGUUACUGAUUUAACAAUAUAUAAUAGGCGACUUGUGGAUUGUCGUGCCAACCCAUUUCUAUGUGGAUACAGAAAUGGAAAAAAACUAGACGUUAAGAUGGGUUGAGAUGAGACGUAUUCAAUUUUUACAUUUAAAUAUUGAUUUUUUUAGUAUGAUAACCCAGCUUUUGAAGAAUUGUUAUGAGAAAAAAAAAUCUUUUUACAACAGUUCUUUCUCUCAUUUAUUCACUUUGACCUUUCUUUUUUAUUUCUUUUGAUCUUUUUUUAUUUUUUACCUUCGUUGAUUUCAAAUGCUAUUUAUUUUUUUAUAGUCUGAAAAUGUUAUGAUAUGUUGAUUUUUGCAAUGUCAGUGAAGAGUUCAGUCGUAAGCACGUUAAGACUAUAUCGUGUGCGAAAGAGAACAGGCGACACGGAAAUUGUGUUUAAGGAAGUAUAGGGAAAACAAAUUGAGGGAGGGAAACUGGAGAAGGAUCGGAGAUCAUAGAUAGCGCGGAGGGAUACAUGUGUGAGACAUUGGUUGGUAUGUAACCUCGAUAUAAGAAUGACGA
This is a messenger RNA of Schizosaccharomyces cryophilus OY26, 1951 nucleotides long. RefSeq names its product cell wall protein Psu1. Gene Ontology annotation, cellular component: cell surface; fungal-type cell wall. The transcript has a single exon. Gene Ontology annotation, biological process: fungal-type cell wall organization. Lineage: Eukaryota; Fungi; Ascomycota; Schizosaccharomycetes; Schizosaccharomycetales; Schizosaccharomycetaceae. The record is from RefSeq and is a predicted model, not a curated record. Bases 216 to 1295 code for a protein of 359 amino acids.